This is a messenger RNA of Symbiodinium natans, 600 nucleotides long. NCBI's taxonomy places the organism in Eukaryota, Dinophyceae, Suessiales, Symbiodiniaceae. The record is from the annotation of a GenBank genome assembly.
AUGUUCUCAACUUGUCGUAAAGAGGAACUUGAGGUCAAGCAGCACAUCAAACAUUCCAAGAUUGCGGCCGGCCAGCUCUUCUACAUCGGUGUGGGAAUCCCUCCGCAAGCCCGCUUCGCAGACCUGCGCGCGGACGCCGUCCUCAUUGGGCCAGGCCUCCCCGCGCUCUCCAGCGCCGACAGGGCGCUGAUCCCGCCAGAGGUCUUGGCGGAUCCGGUGUGGAACAUCGCUGGUGUCGGCGCCAUCCUCCGCAGGUCACCAGCGGACCAGAGCACCUGCGCCCACCUGGGUGAGGUCAUGCAGCGAUCAUCUUCUGUGGUAAACGGGCGCUGCAAUUUCUACGAGCCCUUCGGAAGGACCAAUUCCUGGCGCGUCCUCGAUGCCGAUGGCAACUUCCUGCCUACCGCUGGGGGCACCUACUACGCGGCGGUGUUCCUACAGAGCCAUUCCAGUGGCAAGGUUGGCAUCGCUCUUGGGACCUGGGUCGAGAACUUUUGGACGCCGCACCCACAAUCGACUCCGGCUUGCACCCGGGAGAUCAUCGACUUCAGUGAAGAGAAGGAUGGAGAUCAAAGCGACUGCUUUCCCGUGCAGCAGUAA